AUAGGUAGCCGGCAAUAGUGUAACCUUCGCCAAGCGAAGAAAUCUAGGAAAAUGGGUUUAUUGGUGGAACACGUGCGCGCGAAAAAGGUCAUCACUAGAAGAGGAUAACAAAACAAAUAGCCAGGAUGCAGAGCACCUUCUUUCCACUAAACACACGGCGGUUUAAGCAGCAGGCGCAGGAGGCAACUCCAGACACGGUUUACUGGGACAAAUUGGCGAAACCGGAACUUUUGAAGGAGCACAACACUAUUGACUAUGUUGACAUCAGCCCCAGUGAUCCAGACAACUUUGUGCUGACAUGUUCGGUGCGAGUACAAAUAUACAGUUUGGUGACCAAGCUCGUGGUAAAAAAUCUGUCGCGAUUUCAAAAGACCGCCUAUGGAGCCACCUUCCGGCAGGAUGGACGACUUCUAGCCGCCGGCGACGAGGAGGGCCACGUCAAGCUGUUCGAUACCACCAGCCGGAACAUCCUACGCCUGUAUAAGGGACACACGGCACCAGUGCAUCGCACAUUCUUUACCUCGGACAAGCUACAAUUGGCCAGUUUCAGUGAUGACAAGACGGUCCGCCUGUGGGAUGUGGCCAAUGAGAAGGUGGUCCAGACCUACGGGGACUCGCACACGGAUUACAUUCGUGCCGGGGCCAUGCAUCCGCAGACGUCGCACAUGUUCAUCUCCGGCGGUUACGAUGGCAAGAUCAACCUUUACGAUACGAGAGCAGAGACGGCGGUGCAGCGUACAGUGGAUCAUGGUGCACCGGUUGAGUCCCUGUUGUUCCUGCCUUCAGGCUCUAUCUUCAUUAGUGCUGGUGGCAGCCAAGUACGCGUUUGGGAUAUGAUAAGCGGUUGUCGGUUGCUCACCAUGAUGUCGCAACAUCACAAGACGGUAACCUGCCUACGGCUUGGAUCCGAUGGUAAAAGGCUUUUCUCGGGCGGAUUGGAUCGGCAUGUCAAAAUCUACGAUGUGAGCACCUACAAGACUGUUCACACUUUGACCUAUCCCAAUGCCGUAGUCAGCUUGGCAGUGGCUAGUAAAGAUCAGGCUGUUGUGGCUGGAAUGGUCGACGGUUUGGUCUCCAUUCGCCGCAUGCUUGUCGAUAAUAAGCCCAGUAAUCUGAAGAAGAUACGUGCGGAACGGUCUCGCAAGGUUUAUAAGGAAAUGAUAAAGCCUAACAACACCCAGGACGUGGAUCACAUUAUCAAAGAGCGAGUCAAGGGUACGGGACUAAAAACCUUCGAUGUGCAUCUGCGUAGUUUUAACCACAAGAAAGCAUUGGAUGAUGUGAUGGUGCCGCAAAAAAUGGAAAAACAGCCGGAACUGGUAGUGGCAGUCAUUACGGAUCUGCUGCAUCGAAGAUCUCUGGACAAAGCUCUUACCGAUCGACCCGAUAAAGUGCUCAUUAAGUUUAUUAACUUUGUGUGCCUGCACUUGGGUGAGAUAAAAUUUAUGCGUCCUCUAAUGAUGGCCGCCAGCACCGUGUUAGAUGUCUUCGAGAGGCAGUUGGUGGUCUACAGUCACCAGUUGAUGGAGGCCCUAGAGCGUCUAUCUGCCGCUUUUCAGACGGAGAUAAAGUUAACCGCCGAACUGAGUCGUCUAAAGGGCGCCAUGGACAUGCUUAUUGGCGUUUCAAUGGAAAAUGGCGAGGUAGCCCAAAAGCCAACCUAUGCGGUGGUCAAGCCUGCCAAAAUGCAGCCUUCUUCGGCGGCGAAAAAGUACGUUGUUUCAGUCGAUUGACCCGGACCUCCACCGCUAUUCAAUUUGGGCAGUCCGUUUGCUAGAUUAGGAAUAUCACUUUCUCAGAAAAAAUGAGACGAAGUUAGAUUGUUAAAAUUUAAACGCAUUAUUUUAAUUGUAUUAAAUAUAAGCACAUAAGAGUUCGUGUAACUGGCUAACAACCUAGAAUUUUCUAGAAUUUAUUGAAUAAAAAAAUCAAAUCAAAUCACAA
Drosophila ficusphila is the source of this 1944-nucleotide messenger RNA. Its product is annotated as U3 small nucleolar RNA-associated protein 15 homolog. The record is from RefSeq and is a predicted model, not a curated record. Bases 126 to 1733 code for a protein of 535 amino acids. The transcript has 3 exons. Gene Ontology annotation, molecular function: protein binding. Lineage: Eukaryota; Metazoa; Arthropoda; Insecta; Diptera; Drosophilidae. Gene Ontology annotation, cellular component: nucleolus. Gene Ontology annotation, biological process: rRNA processing; positive regulation of transcription by RNA polymerase I.